GCUGCCAAUGGCUUCUCCGCAGGGAUCUCACUGGGAACGCGCUCGCCCUCAUCCCCCCGCAGGCGUGGAAGGGAUACCCGUGGGCAGAGAAGCUGGUCCUCCAGGACAACAGCCUGCGGGCAGUGAAGAGGCGCUCGCUGGAGGGGCUGCUCCUGCUGAGGCACCUGGAUUUAUCUUACAACAAAAUCCAGUCAAUUGAGGCACGUGCUUUUGAGAACCUUCCUUUCCUGGAGACGCUAAACCUGGAGGGAAAUCUCAUCACCGAGAUCCGGAACGACACCUUCCGGGCAUGGCAUGGGAUGCAGUUCCUGCAGACACUGAUCCUGAGCCGUAACCCCCUGUCUGUUAUCGAGGACACGUGGUUCUUCAAGCUGCCUUCAGUCACCCAUCUGGACCUGAGUGCCACACGAGUGACUCGGCAGACACUGCUCAUGCUGCUGCUGAGAACAUCCCGCCUGGAAACACUCAAGCUGUCCAACAACACAGCCUGCUGCCUCUGCCAGCACAAGCACAGCACCGAGACCCCGUGCAGGACCCUCAGCUUUGACUGCGCGAGCGUGUGCAGCACCAGUGCUCCCCGCUGCGCUCCUCUGGCAGAGACACCAGGACACCUAAUGGGAGCGGUGGCACCCAGGAAGGGGAGCAGCAGCUCCAUAUUGAAGGUCCAGCCCAAGGAGCCUUUGCUCACAGAGCAGAGAACGGUCACGCUCGCCGUUGUCCUGAGCCUCGCCCGCCCCGAUGCGUCGGCACCUUCCCCUCAGCAGCUCUCGAGGCAGGAGGGCAGCACCGCCAAGGAGCUGACACAGAUGCUGCAGAGGGUUCAGCACAAGGGCUGGAGCAGCUCCGUUGACACCAGGAGUUUCUAUUUCCUGGCAGAGGGGCUCGUGGCACAGCUCAGGACCAAGCUGCACAAGACAAUGAGCACCCUGACUCUGCAAAUCCCCAGCGCAGCCCGGCCGCUGCAGAGGGAUGAGGGGCAGGAGGUGCCAGCAGGGCAGGGAGGAAGAGCCACAAGCUGGCAAUAUCAUGAGCCUGGCUUGGGCUCAUCCCAGGCAGAAUCCACCAUUUUGGAAGCGGCCCAGAGGUUGAACCUCAGUGACGUCCUCCCAGCCUCCAACAACCAGAGAGCACCCAUUGCUCCUGUAGCACAGCCCCCUCCACGAUACCGAACGGAGGCACCGCAUCUGGCCUGGUCUGGCGGGAGUCAGGAUCAUUCAGACACCGUUGAACAGACCAGCACGGCCGAUGGGUUUCAGGAUGAGGAGAGUGCAGAAGACCUGGAUGAAGCACCAUCUCCAGCGCACAACUCUGCUGGGAGUGACACCCUGCUCAGCCACCACCUGCACUCACUGGUGCCAGACCGAGCCGUGCAGAGGUUCGUGGAACACAUGGCUCGAGCCCUGCGCGGGGACUGCGGCCUGCCCCAGCUCCAGCCGGCCUGUGCCAGGAUGGUCUCGAGGACGGGGCUGCUCCUCAAGCUGCUGAGUGAGAGGCAGUGCGACCCGGAGCCCUCUGACAUCCUGAAGCAGUGCGUGUGGGAGGAGGACGCCGGCUCCUCGCCUCCCUGUGCCCAGGUCCAGGCCAGGGAGAUGGGCAGCGAGCCUGCAGAGACGGAGAUGGCCAAGCACACCUCUGGCCACACGCUCCUGCUGGCGAUCUCACUGUCCUGCCUCAACACGUUUACUCUCCUGGUGCUGUGCUGCUUCAAGGUUUGCGCCAAGAAACGUGACCAGGCUUCCCAAGCCAGCAGCGGUUGUGGCUUGAAAAGCUGCUUUCAGAAGCUGCGGCCCAAGUGCUGGAGCAGGACCAAGGACACGGACACGGACAAGAAUGAGCUGGUUGAGCAUCGGAUCCCAUUCGGUCACUGCCCACGGGGACUCGUCAUGAAGACAGUGGGCUGGUGUUUGGCCAUCUGGCCCCAGAGCGCCCCGAGCCCUGGAGCAAUGAUCUCUCUCCAUAGAGAAGGAUGCUGCAGGCCCAUGGUGAAUAUCAUGGAGUUCAACAUGACCAAGUGCUGCCAUAUGACGAGAAGGCUCCAGAGAGACGUUACAGUAUCUCCAAAUGCCUGAAAGGGAUACAGGAGAUCUGGAGAGGCACUUUGUACACAGGCCUGUAAUGACAGGACAAGAAAGCUUUAGUUUAGAUAUUAAGAACAAGUUCUGUGGAAUCACCAAUAAAACUGUUGGCUUGUUUGUUCA
Messenger RNA from Strigops habroptila (Kakapo), 2198 nucleotides. RefSeq names its product leucine-rich repeat-containing protein 37A2-like. Lineage: Eukaryota; Metazoa; Chordata; Aves; Psittaciformes; Psittacidae. Bases 300 to 2069 code for a protein of 589 amino acids. Gene Ontology annotation, molecular function: protein binding. The record is from RefSeq and is a predicted model, not a curated record. The transcript has 12 exons.